This is a messenger RNA of Drosophila suzukii, 849 nucleotides long. The record is from RefSeq and is a predicted model, not a curated record. NCBI's taxonomy places the organism in Eukaryota, Metazoa, Arthropoda, Insecta, Diptera, Drosophilidae.
UCGACAUAUAUAUAUAUAUCUACUUUUUCGAUUCUGGCAAAGCCGCUACGUCGGCGUCUUUUUGUGAAAUUGAGAUCAGUAUCAAAUAGGCUUCGCAACUGGCAAGAAUAAAAUUACAUACAGUCCACACAUCCAAGUCGUUUAUAUUUCUAACCAGUAUUAAUUAUUUAGGAACACACAUUCCUGUUAAAGCCCCAAAAAUUGGGUACAUGGAUUUCGUCAAUCGAAAGGGAUGGACAUCGAUGGUCAUGCAAGCUGUAGUUGACAACAAUUACUUGUUAAGAGACGUCAGCAUGAAAUUUCCAGGAAGUGUCCACGACGCGACGGUCUUCAAAGAAUCUGGAAUUUUCAAGAACCAUAGACGAAUUAUUCCGGAAUUUGUAAAACUGGUGGGCAACAAAGAGAUUCGCUUCGUUAUCCUGGGAGAUUCUGCAUACCCAUUGCUACCGUGGCUUCUAAAACUAUAUACCGGACAUCUAACUCUACAGGAAGAGUCGUUCAACUGCUACCUUAGUUCGGGCAGAAUUGUAGUGGAAAAUGCCUUUGGUCGAUUAAAAGGACGCUGGAGGUGCCUGGCCAAAAGAAUAGAUAUUGAUUAUAAAUUUGUUCCAUAAGUUGCUUUGGAUUACGCGACACUUCAUAACUUCGUGGAAAUAAGAAAGGAGAAGUUUACGCCAAUCAACGAGUCUGAAAGUAACCAGCAACCACCAGACUGGCGUUGUAACCAAGUACUGGAAUCUCCUGAAUGCGAUUCAUCUAACCUUAGGGAACACCUUAAGGAAUACAUUGUUUCUAACUUUCUUUUGCGAAGCAGUUCAAAAUAAAUGAAAAUUGCACAAUUACUUUUGU